AUGGCUCGCUGGGAGGAAGGAUACCGCCACCCGUCACCACCCCCCGCCAGAAGCUCCUUCGUGACUCCUCUGCGCGUGCCUUCCCACACCUCCUCCGUCCGGGACUGCGAGGAGUGGGCGGUCGACUCGAGUUCGCAGCCCAGGCCUCCCACACGCCCCUCCCUGCCCUCCCCUGAGCCGGUGCUGCGCUCCUCUAAUUGGGACUCCGAGCCGGGGCUAUUUCUGGCGCUGGCGCGGCUCCAAGAAGGCAUCCGCAUUUGCUACCAGCGGCGGCCGCGGCGGAGCCAGGCCGGUCCUCAGCGCCCAGCACCGCCGCUCCCGGCAACCCGGAGCGCGCACCGCAGGCCGGCGGCCGAGCUCGCGCGCGCGCCGCCGGCUUUAUUCCCAGGCCGGGGCGGCGCGAGCCGGCGGCGGGGGAGGGCCGCGCGGCGCGGGGGCGGGCGGCGGGGCCCGGCGGCGCGGGGAGGACGCCCGCACCCCUUCCCCCGCGCCGCGGGCGCCCUGCGGGGGGCGGGGACCCGGGAAAGGCGCGCGGUGGGGGAGGGGGCGCGCAGCUGCGGCGAGCGCGAGUUGUGCACCCGGCGGAGCCCGGAGGAGCCCGGCGCACCUCGCGCGGCGGCCGCUCCCGCUGGAGCCGGAGCCCGAGCCCGAGCCCGGGCCCGGGUGAGGGGCGGGGAGAGACACGGGCUGCGGCGCGGCAGGAGAGUGGGGGGUCGGGCGCCCCCCGCAGCUCAGGGAAGUUCUGGAAGUGAGGGAGAUGGGGAGGAACCCCCAAAUUCGGCCCUACGCCCUCUCGGCCUUUCUCUCGCGCCCCCUCCGCAGAUGAGGCCGGAGCGCGGGCCUGGGUUUGGGGCUUCACCCCGACCCCACCUCUGGCCUGGCCCGCGCCUCUUCAGCCCCAGGGGCCGGGCCUGCCCUCCGCCCCCACAAACUGGUUUCGCUGCUUUGCUGGGCUCUGUUGGAACUAGUCCCUUUGACUCCCCGUUUCUAUUUUAUUUUCUUCUGGGGCUUUAUUUUGCGGGGAGGGGACGGAGGGAGGGGGCUUUCUUCCUCUCCCCCGCGCCCGCGCGCGCCAGGUUUCCUGCCCCAAGGCGGGCUUGGGUGCCCCCUCUGGCAGGAAGUGGGGCCGGGUGCACCCGCGUGGCGGUGCAUGCGGUCGGGGUGCGCUGCUUUCCCGCGCCUGCAGGAGCGGCCUGCGCCCCUCCCCCCGCGCGCCCUGGCCCCGGGUCCCGCCGGCCGGCCUGCAACGGCCGGGCGCAGACACUUGCAGAGUCACCCUCGGGCCGGGUCUGGAGCCUGAUGCCUCGGGGGUUUAGCCCUAGCCGCUAG
Homo sapiens (human) is the source of this 1329-nucleotide messenger RNA. RefSeq names its product translation initiation factor IF-2-like. The coding region runs from base 1 to 1329 and encodes 442 amino acids. The transcript has 5 exons. Lineage: Eukaryota; Metazoa; Chordata; Mammalia; Primates; Hominidae. The record is from RefSeq and is a predicted model, not a curated record.